Molecule: messenger RNA, 9121 nt
Organism: Drosophila ficusphila
Lineage: Eukaryota; Metazoa; Arthropoda; Insecta; Diptera; Drosophilidae
Product: titin
Biological process (GO): regulation of DNA-templated transcription
Cellular component (GO): RSF complex
Source: RefSeq, a predicted model, not a curated record
AUAUUCAGUAUUUUCGGGAAAAGAAGACACAGCCACACCGAAACUCACAAUCGAAAAUAAAGCCUUUUCUUUUGCUUUAAAUUAGGUUUUUUUUUCCCGUAAAAUCGCAGUAGCCGCGGCAAGAAUAAUGCAAACUAGACUACUUUAAUUGCCGUGUGAAACGAGAGCGUGAACUGCGAACAAAUGUGUCGCAUUUUCGGUGCCCAUUGUGCGGUUUUGCCAGUUUAGUGUACACCUACGAAAAUUUUCACCCGUACUCGGGGACGCAUGAAAAAUGGCGGCGUCCUCAGCUGCGGUUGCGGCGACCCCCGAUCGCAUCCCGGUUCCGGCGGAGGCGCUAUCCGAGGAGUGCAAGGAUGACGACGCCCUGACCUCCACACUCCACACGUGCGCCAACGACCCGGACUUCGCGGUUAUAUGCGCCUUCCUCCAGAAGUUCGCCAAGGAUUUGGGCCUGAGUUUACCGAGCUUCAAGCAUUUGCAGGAGUGGUUGACAAACAACAACGAAGUACCCGAAUUAAGGGACUUGCACAUAAAGCUGCUGCGAAAGACUCGAAAGACGGUCCACGAGAAGAGCUGGGAGUCGGCCCUGAGCAAGUUCUGUUUCGGCUACUCGGUCCAGGAUGCCUGGGAAAUCGAGCGGUUUGGCUACAGGAACUCCAGCCUCAAGGUCAAGCUUCGAAUAUUUCGGGAACUCCUCGAAAGUCAGUUCGAGCGCAACGCCAAGUUCCGGGCCCACAUCCUCACCCUGAACGCCGACACCCUGCGCUCAGAGCCGAUUGGGCGGGAUCGGCUGGGUCACGCCUACUGGCUGACCCAAGACGCCGACUGCAACCUGCGCAUCUACCAAGAGCACCUGGACGAGGAAAUCUGGCAGGUGGUCGCCACGAACCGGGAGGAGUUCGUCAACCUCAUCGCCAGGCUGCGCGGCAACGAGGUGGUUCUGCCCUCGAAGGACAUCGGCGAGGCCGACGAGGACACCAGCAGCAGCAACAGUUGUCCGGCAAAACCGCCUCCUCCAGAGGAAAGGGAAGAAGAGGACGAGGAUGAGGAGGGCAAUGAAGACCAAGAGGAAGAGGAAGAGGGACCUGGAGGAGGAGGACAUAAGGGGCAGCCCGUGAAAACGGUGCCCAAUUUGAAAAUAAAACUGCGCUCUCCCGAGCAAGAGGAGCAGAAGUCCAAGAGGGUCAAGCCACUGCUCAUCAGCCAGACGAAACUGGGGGGCAGCGCUUCGCCGGCGCCAGCCAAGAAGCGAACCAUCGAGGACGUGGACAGCAGCCCCACAGCCGACCAGGAGGAGCAGCAGAAGAAGCACCGACCCACUCUGCUGGACACCAAGCGCAUCAAGAAGCCGAGUCGCUACGAGAGCACCAAGGACGAGAACGAGGGAGAGUCCGGAGAGGAGGAGGAAGAGGAGGACGAUGAGGAUUCUGAGUUGGAUGAGGGCGAGGAGGAGGAGGACGUCGAUAGUGCGGCGGCGGAUAUCGAAGAAGACGACGACGAAGAUGAAGUGGGUGAGGCGAUUGAGGACCCAACAGUACUGGUGAAAGGUCAAGGAUCGGGACGUGACUGCAAAGCAAUCCCUUAUUCUUUUUUGGAGAAUCAUCUGAACGACCUUGACUUCGAGGUUGAGCCGGAGGUCGGGGAAUCCAUCGACGAUCCGGUGCUCCAUGUGAUGGGCCAAGGAUGGGGAGCUGCUUGCCUCGUGGGCAAUGGCAAAAACGAAGCUCCCGUGGAGGAGACGACUACGGAGUCUUCGGAGCCGAAGGCCACCUUCUUUUUCGGAGAGCCGGGAUGCCUCAAGCUGAGCCCCAUGAAGCAAACUCCAAAGCCUGAGGCGAAGCGCAGCAUUUUCGCCAGCUUAAACGAGGAGAAAACGAAUGGGGAGAGUGAAAGGAGCCGGGAAGCGACCCCUCCCCGAAAUGGCAGCGAACUCAAGGAGGCUCCAGCGAGCGACGAAGCUACACCACCUGCAGCCGCACCGAGCGAAAAGACUAAUAAAAGCCAAGAAGCUACCGACGAAGAAGUUCCAACACAAGACGUCAAAGAGAAGGAGUCCGGCGAUCAGCAGAAAUUCAAAAUCAACGCUGUCGAAAAAAGCGAAAAAGAUGAAAACGUAAACGAAGUAACAGAAAAAAAUAUAACAAACAACAAAAGCAAAGAUUCAGUAAUGCAAAACCACUCUGAUAAAGGAGAACCAUCUUCGCCUAAGGAUAAGGAACUGCUGCAGAACGCAGGAAAGGAAGACACUUUCAAAGCGCACUUAAAAGAAGAAAGCAAUGAAAGUCAUCCAAUUAAGAAAGAAACCGAAUCCUGUGAAACUGAUAAACCAUUAGUAACUGAUGAUCUGAAUUCUACUAAGGAUUUGGAGAAGGCUGUUAUAGGCGGUGUCAAAGUGUUGAGUGAAGAAGAAACACCGAAUAACACCAAAAAUGAAACCAGAACUGAACCGGAAACGGAAACAAACGCCACAGAAGCAGCUUUAGACCCUGACCCAAAGGAAGUGGGCACCGAUUCAGUUGAGAAUGCUGAUAAAUGUGAACCCCUCGUUAGUCCUCCCUCAAGCAAAGUCGACGAAGUAAGUCCUACCAACGAAACGGAAGUUAAGCCAGAAAAGGUUAAAGAUCGCUUUGAAAGCGGUUCAGAAACGGCUGCGAACGACAAUAAACCCUCCAGUCUGCCUAAAGAUCAGAUAAGAUCUAUUGGCGAUGCUAUUGCAACCUGUCACGAAACUAUCAAAGGCAGCGAUUCCUCCCACGCAGAAGAUAAACCAACGGAAAUGGUACAAAGUGAAGUGCCGAGUACUUCGAAAAACCUGAUUUCCCAAGGGAACGACAAGCCAACGGAGAACGAUGUUAAUCGCAAGCCGUCUGUAGUGCCACCUCCAGAUGGUGAGCCAAUAUCUGUACCUAAGCCUUCUGUGCUCCUGAAUCGCAAAAGACGGCUUAACGACUCUCAGCCCGCUCUGAGGAACUCCACCUCCGAGAGCGAGGUGCAGGAGGAGGAGCCGCAGGACGGAGACCCAGCUCUUAAUGACCAGGAUGUGGGGGGCAAGCGCAUUAAGAUGCGACCCAAGACCACCAACGUUGAGACCAGGCGCAAGAUUGAGGCUCAAAAAACGCAGAUCGAGGAGACAACGUCCUCCAGCGGAGAGGAGGAUCCCCGCAGCCGGAGAAAGAUUGUAGCCACUGUAACCAAACAAAAGCCCACUCUCGAAGAAAUUAUAGAGAGGAAACUAAAGAAAUCGACGGAGGGCAGCCUGCCCGAAAAGGAUUUGCCGCAGCCCAAGUCUGAAAAGAGUGCCGAGAAGACGCAGCCGGUCAGAGAAGCUACACCUCCGACCAGCUCCUUCAGUCCACCAAAGAAGGCACCGGUAACCAAGCCACUAAAGAAGAAUCUCCUAACUCAACUGCGGCAGGAGGAGAGCGAGGAGGAGGCCAUCCCCAGGAAGCGGACGAAUAGCGAGACCAUACCGCCCGCGGUUUCUGUUCCCAGCACGGCUCCCGGUCACCUGGAGGAGCGCCAACGCAAGCGACGGAGCAGCGAGGACGCCAAAGAGACGUUUUCCAAGGAGUCCUCGCCGAGCGAUCCAUCUCCCGCCGUUAGCGAGAAACUGAAGCGCAACAACGAGCAGGACAUCAAGGAAGAGGUUGAGGAUCCCCUUGCAGGGACAGUCAAGAACUCGCCGCCUCCCGUUAAAGAGGAGUCUUCUCCGCCCGAGGGGUCUGCUCGGCGCUCUGGUCGCCGCGGAGGUGCUGCUGUCGUGCACUCCGAGCUGCCUCAGCCCAAGAGGACGCGAGGCGGAGCCAAGGACAAGCACCCGACAGAAAUGAAAGCCGAGGAGAAGCACGAGUCCGAAGAAGACGAGGAAUCCGCUAAAGAUUUAGCCAAUCAAAAGUCCGAGGCCAAAGGGGAUGCGGUCAAGGAAAUACCAGCAGAGGAGACAAAGCCGGAGGAGAAGGAGGACGUCAAGGAGGAACCAAAAGAAGAGCCUAAAGCAAAGGUGGGCCGGGGAAGAGGACCAAGGAAGAAGCGUGAGGUUGACACCACCAACAUCAUCGAGACCAACGACUCGGAGACUCCAGUGCGUCAGUCCCGGCGCAUUGCCCAGCAGAAGAUCAAGGAGGAGGCGGAGCGCAGAAAGCAGGAGGAGGUGGCUCUGCGCACCAUGAAGCAGGAGCUCAAGAAGAAGAAGAAGGCCGCAAAGGAGGCAGACCCAACAGUGCUGGAGCCCUCGGGAGAGGAGUCGGAGUCCGAGGCCAGCGAGGCGGAGGAGGAGGCCCGCAGUAAGAAGAAGAAAAAGUGCCCGGGCAAGGACGGCUGGUCCUCGGACUCAGAGGAGCAGCCCGAGAGCGAGGAGGAGGAGGAGGAGCCGCCGCACUACGAAACAGACCCUGGCUCACCGCUCUUCCGCUCCGACCACGAGUUCUCGCCGGAAUCCGAAUUGGAGGACGAGUCCCAGGUGGUGCCCAUGAAGCGGGCGCGCACAGUGCGCAAGGAAAACGCCGAAGACCAAGAAGAGGAGGAUGCGGAGGAGGCGUGCCAGAAGUGCGGCAAGUCCGACCAUCCGGAGUGGAUCCUGCUCUGCGACACUCCCGCCUGCAACAAGGGCUACCACUGCUCCUGCCUCUCGCCAGUGCUCUUCUACAUCCCCGAGGGCGACUGGCACUGCCCGCCCUGCCAGCAGGAGCAGCUCAUAGCCGCCCUGGAGCGCCAGCUGCAGCAGUUCGACUCGAUGGUGGCCCAGAAGCAGCAGGAGCGGAUCCUGGCCGAGGAGCAGGCGGAGCUGGCGCGCCAGGAGCAGGAGGCGGCCUCGCUGGCGGCGAAGGACGGCAGCUCGAAGAGGGAGAAGGAGGAGGACGAAGACGACGACGACGACGAUGAUGACGAGAAGGACGAGGAGGCGCUUGGCAAGCCGGAGAAGGUGAAGAGGCGCCGCGGAGACGGGCGCAGCAACCGGCGAGCUGCCAAGCGGGGGACCAGACGCCGCCGCGGAAACGAGUCCGACUUCAGCAACGGGAAGUCCGGGGGCAGUGGCUCCAGAUCCGGGUCGGGAUCGGGCUCCGGCUCGAGCAGCGACAACAGCAGCAGCUUCUCCGACUCGGACGACGAACCCAUCUACAAGUUGCGCAAGAGGCGGCAGAUCAAUGUGAGCUAUCGGCUGAACGAGUACGACGACCUCAUCAACUCGGCACUGAAGAAGGAGAUGGACGAGGUCGCCGGCGCAGGGAACCUGGGUCGCGGCAAGGACAUCUCCACCAUCAUUGAGGCGGACAAGGAGAAAGCGCGACGCGAGGAUCUGCCUGCGGAGGGAGCGGCGCCGGAAAAGAAGGAGGAACCGAAGGCCAAGUCGAGCGGCAGCAGCCACUCGUCGUCCGAGGACGAGGUGCCCCUCAAGCGCAGCAGCAAGUUCAAGCAGCCACCGGCCAAGAAGAAGCCCCGCAAACUGACCACCUUGGAUGUGAGCAGCGAGGAGGACCACGGCAGCGAUGAGGACUUCAAGACGUCCAGCUACUCGGACGAGGACACCUCGCAGUCUGGAUCCGGAGACUCCGACUCGAGUCUGGAGGUGUACAGGCGACCCGGUCGCGGGAAGAAGCAGCGAAAGGCAGCCAGGAGGGCGGCGCGGGAGAGGCGCAAGGACCGCAAGUUCGUGGUGGAGGAGAGCGACGAGAGCGAGGAGGAAGACCAGAAGCGACGGGCUUCAAAGAACAAAAAGAAGAAGAAGGAGGACUCGGACUACACCGAAACGGAGACGGAAGAUGACGACGACAACGAGUUGUCCGAGAACGUGGACAGUGCCGAUCUGUGCGACGACACCACUUCCGAGAGCGAAGACGGCGCCUGGAAUCCUUCCAAGAAGAAGAAGAAGGCGGCGGCGGCCGCCAAGAAGUCCAGCUCCGCGGCUGGCAUCGCCAGGAAGUCGCCCAAGCUGAAGAAGCUGGCCACCCAGUCGGCGAAGAAGGCCAAGCGCCUGGAGUACUCCGACGACGACAUCAGCGAGAGCGAGCCGGAGGAGGAGGAGGACGAGGACGAGGAUGACGAGGCCGGUGCGCCCUUGUCGGGCAAGGGCUCCGGCAAGCAGCCCCGCUCCCAGCCCCUCAAGCCUAGCGCAUCCGCCGCGCAGUCAGGCAAGGGAAAGGGUAAGGGCAAGGCCAAGAAGAAGAAGCCGCCAUCCUCCGACGAGGAGGACGGAGCCGCCUCCGACGACCGCACCCGCACCAGGGGACGCCGCUACGCCUACAUCGAGGACGACGACGACAGCUCCGAUGGCGGCAUCAAGCCCGGAGUCCAUCGGCCUGACACACCGCCCGAGGAGCGCCAGAAGUUCAUACAGCGGCAGGAGGAGAUCAAGCGGAUGCUGGCGGAGAAGAACGCGGAGGGCGCCAAGCUGGCGGCCACGCCCCGCCUCACACCCAUCAAGUCCGGUGCCGCCGUGCCCGAGAAGCGAACGCCCGGCAAGGCGGCGGGCGGAGACUCGCUCUCGACGGUGCCACUCUCAGUGAUUCGGCAGGCCAAGGUGCUGGACAUCGACUACCUGCAGCGCAAGGGCGAGGCGAUCGGGGACCUGGACGACGUGGACGAGUCGGAGCUGGAUGACGCCGAGCUGCCCGACGACUUGCCCGAGGACAUGGAGGACGCCAUCGCGCGCAUGGUGGAGGAGGAGGAGCAGUUCAGCGCGGCCGUGGCAGCCCGCGAGUUGCCUGGCGCCGAGGAGGUCCUGCGCACUACGCCCUCCAAGCAGCGGCAGCCCAGCAAGGCGGCCACCGAUCACGCAGCUCCCGCUCCCGCGCCCAGUGCGUCCGGCCUCCAGGAGCCCCACCGCAAGCGGCUGCCCAUGCCCACCAUGCAUCCGCCGCUCCUGCGCCACCAGUUCCCCCUCUCUGCCGGUCCGGCACACCCCCCCGCGUCCCUGCUGCCGCCCCACCCUCCCCACGGCAUGCACCCCAUGCUGCAGCGCCACCUCUCGCAGACUGUGCCCCCGCCGCAGGCCAUGCACCUCCUGCAGAACGCCCUCUCCGCCCCGCUCGGCCAGCCGCUGGGCUGCGGCAGCUAUGCGAGCGGCCCCGGGUCCGCCCAGCACCUGCCCCUGGUCAUGUCCAUGCCCUCGGCGGCGGCAGCCGCGCACCUCAUGCAGUCUGCGGCCGCCUCGGCUGCAGUGCGUCCGCCGGAGGCAGCUGCCGCGAGUCCGGCGCCCGACUCCAAGCCGAGGGGCCGGCGGAAAAAGGUGACUCCGCUCAGGGAUCAGCUGCAGAAGCAGCAAACGGCCGCGGCAGUCACGGCCGCCACUUCCUCCUCGACGCCGGGUUCGCUCCCUGCGGAGAAGGCGAAGGCACAGCCGCAGCCGCUCUUCAAGCCGCACGAGGACGCUCCCGCCAGUGCGGCCCCGCCGCAGGCCUCUGUGAUCACGCGGAUGCCGGCGCACCUGCCGCCGCCCCACGGACGAGGUCACGGACCGCCCGGCGGCAUGUACCCCAGCAGCGCGGAGCUGGCGCGGUUCUACGGCCAGGUGGCUGGCCAGCAGCCCAGCCCCGCCGGCGCGGCCUCCCGCUCCCCCUCGUCGUCGUCGAGCGGACCCCCGAGGCACCUGCUGCGGCCGCAGCUGCCGCCUGGAUUACCACCGCCCCACGCCUCCCUGCGACCCACCUACGGACCGCCGCCGCCUCUGCGCGGAUCCGGCCCACCCACGUCGACGGCGAGCGGUGGCUCCGGCAACCCACGGCCACCCUACCUCCACGGGGCGGAGCACCACGCCGGACCCUCCGGUCCGCCAAUAGGGGGAGUCUUUGGCUCCGGACCGCCUCCAGCGAGGCACGCGUCGCCCCACUUGAACCCCUACAGAGCCCCUCCUAUUUACGGCAACCCCAACUUCUCGCCUCGGGUCGGCGGCCCUCCAGGACCUGGCAGCAUGCGGCCAGGAUCCGUGGACUACGCAGCCGGAGCACGUGGAUACUCCCCGUACGGAUACUACCACCCGCCCCCGCCGCUGAACACGCCUCCCGCGCACGCAGCGCCCAGUUCGGUGAUCGUGAGUGCUCCGCCGGCAGGGCCACCAACGAACCACUCGGUGUCCGCUCUGACGCACGGGAAGAGCCUGGUCGCAGGACCGCCCCCCGCCGCAGUACCUCCUCCAGCAGCGGCCGGCGAGGCCGGCAGCCACAAGCCUCCCGUAGCCUCUGUGAUAACCAGCAAGAAGCUGACCACUCUGGAGGCGUACCCAGGCGGAAAGUCGCCGAUCGCUGUGGUCGGCGAGGUGCCAGGCUCGGCAGAGACUGCCAACUCACCUGCGCCCAUCGCCGAGGAUGACUCGGGAUCGGCUCACGACACCAGAGCUCCUCCUCCCGCAACGGGAGCAGCUGCCGUGGGCGAGUUCAGUGGCUUGGUAAGCUACUUCAGCUCGCAGCAGGACGACUACGACACAUAACAAACGCCGACAGGCGCCUAAGAAGAAUCUGUACAUAUAGUAGAUUGUCAUUUGAGAACGAUUGCGAUCGUCUUGCGGAGUUGAAAGAACUAAAUAUAAUGAUUAGGAAUGCAAUCACGGCAAUAUUUUAUCCUUAACAGUUUUGUGUUUAAAUCAAUGUAGAUUCGGUACUGAUUCAAAUUCUCUGAAAAGUUGUCCAAAGAUACUUUUUAUCCCCUAUGACGAUCACUACAUGAAAGUAUACCUUUAAAUACUUUAAAUUGUUUAGAUCGGUUGUUUUGGACUACCACUCAUCCCGGUUUUCUUUUUAAAGUUAUUUCAUUUUCCUUUCUGUUAAGCUAAACAAACAUCGCCUAGUAUUUUAAUUUUAUCUGUAUAUUUUUUGAACUCUAACAAAGUAAGCAUAAGUUAUAUAUGAUACAUACCAUUAAUACUAUCUAAAUUUAAACAAGUACGAUCAUAAAUAAAUAUAGUCAAUAAAUAUACACUUAAACUCGUGCAAGGCUCAUUGCAUUGACAUGUAAACAAAUUAUAUAACGAGUUAAUUACAUAACUAAGCAAUUGAAACGAUAAUGCAGUGCAUACUCUAAAAAUUAUACUACGCAUCCAUUAUAUCAUAACGCAAAUGGUAUACUUAAAUCAAAGAUGGACACAAACCUAAUGUUCAUAAUAAAACUAUUUAUCAUUAGUUACAAA